CUCCUGGCUUUUAAUUUAAUCUGGAAUUUGGUUCAGAGUGAUCAUUAUUCAAAUAGAAUUGAACGAACAAUUUUUUCGCGGCUUGAAAAGAUUUGUUCAGCCGCGUUUAUUUUGAAGCGACUGCAUUUGAUGAGUGAAAACAAUUUCUUUUACACGCUCUGAAGAGUUUGAAAAAAAGCACUGGUGGAUAUCUUUUGCGUCUUGUUUUUUUUGUUCCCCUUCUUACUUUUUCUGCUUCAGUUUUUUUGUAUAUCCUUUCAGUGUUAUUCACCUAAUUUACCAUAUUUCAACGCAUAACUCAAGUCUGCGCCCAUUGCAGGUCUAUUAUUCGAUCCCGAAUUUUAUUUAAAACCUUACUAUAAUAUCUCAGGUACACAUACUCAGCAGCGAGAAAGUUGAAAUUAUUUUUAUCAGUUGUUUUCCUGUAAAAUAGUUCAACCAAAUUAAUCUACUAUCUUCAAAUCAAGGCACCAGACAUUGAAAAAUCCUAUUAUAAUCAAAGUCUGUCAAUUUAAAAAUCAUGGAAGUAGUGUUCAAAAAAUAUGCCUGGAAGCUGUGUUUUUUCUACUGGCCCGCUGACCAAUUUUUAUUAAUAUUAAUGUGAUUGAGAUAAACAUGAAAAAACAUCUGGUUUUGUUUACAUGUGGCUUAUAGAAGAAAACACAAUUUGAAUUUAAGCGGCGGCUCUCUACUGCAAAUUUUUGCAUUUUUGAAAGCAUCACAGCAACAAAAAGCUCUUUGAAAAUUAUCAGCGUGAACUUUCAUGGCUUAUAUCCAGACAACGCAAGAUGAAAAAACGUGUCAUCGUGUUACAGCUCUUCUAAAUGAUAAGUGUGAACUCUCAGCAACCGAACUGCUUUGACAGAAACACCUAAAAGGAAGUCAGCGAUGCCUGAACAAAUUUCACUUCGUCAAGUUAUCAUAGCGCUUUUUCACACGACUUCCCUUUUCGCCUAUGCCUGGGCUCUUUACAUUGAGAUAUUCCACUUCGCCUAUCAUUAUUACAACUUCGCAUUCAAAUUCGCGACUGUUUGGUUCAAUCUGUUUUGUGUAGUUUACCAUCUGUUUGCCUCGCUCAAAGCAGCCCUGGAAAAUGGCAACAGUUCAGUGAAGAUCCACGCUACACUUGUGAAACUGCUCACCAUUCUGGAAAGUCGCAUGUUCACAUGUAUUAUAUUUCCCCAAGCACCUCUGAUCUGUCUGGCAUUCUGGGGGUGUUUUCUGCUGGACCCUGCAGCUGCAGUGCCUCUACACGUGCAGAAAGAUAAAUACUGGAUCUACGCUACGCAUCUACAGCACACAUUCAUAGUACUAACUAUGCUGUUUGACUUCUUAGUAAAGGAGCACGAGUACUGCAGCAGUAAAUUGCAGGGUAUCCGGACCAUGCUUGUAUUUACAAUCGGAUACAACAUCCUCCUCACUAUCCGAGGCAUUGUGUACAAUGACUGGACCUACUCGUUCGUUCAGCAGAUGGACGGGCUACAGAUCAUAGCUAUGAUUAUAGUGGGAAACUUGCUCUUGUCGGCCAACUACUGUUUCGGCCACUUCCUCCACUCCAUAAAAUCCCAGUGGAUGAAACACUUCGUCGCUUCCAUCCCAGACCACAACUCCUAUUGCGUCGCCAAACCAACACAAGCCCAGAAACAGAAACUGUCAUGAACAAUGACAAAAAAAUUUGCUAGUAACGUUUCAACUACAACCUUCACUCACAUGGUAUUCAUUGUUAAAUCAAAGCUGUGCUUUCGAAACUUUAACAGAAACUUGAAAUUUGAUGAUGUAUUCAUUUUUGUAUAUGUGCGCUUAUUUGAAUUGAAUUAAUUCUCGAAAAUAG
This is a messenger RNA of Symsagittifera roscoffensis, 1831 nucleotides long. Its product is annotated as androgen-dependent TFPI-regulating protein-like. Bases 889 to 1659 code for a protein of 256 amino acids. The transcript is spliced from 3 exons. The record is from RefSeq and is a predicted model, not a curated record. Lineage: Eukaryota; Metazoa; Xenacoelomorpha; Acoela; Convolutidae. Gene Ontology annotation, cellular component: endomembrane system; membrane.